Molecule: messenger RNA, 1257 nt
Organism: Lytechinus variegatus (green sea urchin)
Lineage: Eukaryota; Metazoa; Echinodermata; Echinoidea; Temnopleuroida; Toxopneustidae
Exons: 9
Coding region: 1-1257 (418 amino acids)
Source: RefSeq, a predicted model, not a curated record
AUGGGAUCGGUGAUGUCCGGCUUCGAGACAAUUGAGUCUCUUGUUCUCUACGAGGAUCUCAGUGAACGUCCAUCUGCAUCACGUGAUCUCGCUCAGUUCAUAUGUAAGAUGAAUCAUCUGAAGAACCUCACACUCAAUGGUUUUCAUCAUGAUGACUUCUACUCAACAUCAUCGUCGAUGGCAUCAACUACAAAGAUUGAGACUCUUGUUCUCAAGGAGGAUCUCAGUGAACGUCCGUCUGCAUCACGUGAUCUCGCUCAGUUCAUCUGUAAGAUGAAUCAUCUGAAGAACCUCACACUCUAUGGUUAUCAUCAUGACGACUUCUACUCAACAUCAUCGUCGAUGGCAUCAACUACAAAGAUUGAGACUCUUGUUCUCAAGGAGGAUCUCAGUGAACGUCCGUCUGCAUCACGUGAUCUCGCUCAGUUCAUCUGUAGGAUGAAUCAUCUGAAGAACCUCACACUCGACAGUCAUUAUCAUGAUGACUUCUACUCAACAGCAUCGUCUAUGGCAUCAACUUCAAAGAUUGAGACUCUUGUUCUCGAUGAGGAUCUCAGUGAACGUCCGUCUGCAUCACGUGAUUUCGCUCAGUUCAUCUGUAGGAUGAAUCAUCUGAAGAACCUCACACUCGACAGUCAUUAUCAUGAUGACUUCUACUCAACAGCAUCGUCUAUGGCGUCAACUUUAAAGAUUGAGACUCUUGUUCUCGAUGAGGAUCUCAGUGAACGUCCGUCUGCAUCACGUGAUUUCGCUCAGUUCAUCUGUAGGAUGAAUCAUCUGAAGAACCUCACACUCGACAGUCAUUAUCAUGAUGACUUCUACUCAACAGCAUCGUCUAUGGCAUCAACUUCAAAGAUUGAGACUCUUGUUCUCGAUGAGGAUCUCAGUGAACGUCCGUCUGCAUCACGUGAUUUCGCUCAGUUCAUCUGUAGGAUGAAUCAUCUGAAGAACCUCACACUCGACAGUCAUUAUCAUGAUGACUUCUACUCAACAGCAUCGUCUAUGGCAUCAACUUCAAAGAUUGAGACUCUUGUUCUCGAUGAGGAUCUCAGUGAACGUCCGUCUGCAUCACGUGAUUUCGCUCAGUUCAUCUGUAGGAUGAAUCAUCUGAAGAACCUCACACUCGACAGUCAUUAUCAUGAUGACUUCUACUCAACAGCAUCGUCUAUGGCAUCAACAGUAAAGGUAAAAUAUAAUAAAACAGCACAGGUUGGUGUUCUUGGUGUCAGAAUGCAAGGAUUUGUACAAGAAUGUUAA